CUGCAUUUGCUGGAGUGAGCUCUUUCCAGACUGCACUUAUUGUCUUUGGGAGAGGCAUCGUUUGGAGAAGGGUGGCUGUAAAUGUGUGUCCCCGCGCUGGCACUGGACUGUCACCCUCCAAGUCUCCUGCACCCUGUGAGAGCCCCUGGAAGCCACCUGCUGUGCCUCUGGGAUGGUGUGACCUCCAGCCAGCUGUUGGCCAUCCCACAUCUGGGUCAAGAUGCCGGUGAUGAAGGGCCUCCUGGCCCCACAGAACACCUUUCUGGACACCAUUGCUACACGCUUCGAUGGCACCCACAGUAACUUCCUGUUGGGUAACGCCCAGGGCCACCGCGGCUACCCCAUCGUCUACUGCUCGGACGGCUUUUGCGAAUUGACGGGCUUCACAAGAACUGAGGUGAUGCAGAAGAACUGCAGCUGCCGCUUCCUGUACGGGGCCGACACCAGUGAGCACGUGGCCCAGCAGAUGGAGAAGGCUCUGGAGGGCCGAGAGGAGUACCAGGCUGAGGUCCACUUCUACAAGAAGAAUGGUGUGGCCUUCUGGUGUCUCUUAGACAUCGUGCCCAUAAAGAAUGAGAAGGGCGAAAUGGUCCUCUUCCUCUUCUCGUUCAAGGACAUCACUGACACCUAUGGAAGGAGCCACCACAACAGCAGGAAGGACGGCUCAGAGGACAAGAGGCGCAGGAGGAAGAGCGGCUCUCACUUCAGCGAGGCCAGGAAGCGUGGACGCACCAUGUUGUACCACCUGACCAGCCAGUUCUCGAGGGGAGGCAAAAGAGAGGUCAACCUGGGUGGCAGUAUCAUUGAGAAGCCCGUGAUACCGGAGUACAAGGUGGCAGCAGUGCAGAAGUCGCGCUUCAUUCUGCUCCACUACAGCGUGUCCAAAGCCCUGUGGGACUGGCUCACUCUGCUGGCCACCUUCUAUCUGGCUGUCACCGUGCCCUACAACGUCAGCUUCACGCCGUACGAUGACACCGUCACAGCUGCACGCUCCACCAUCGUCAGCGACAUUGUAGUGGAAAUGCUCUUUAUUAUAGACAUUAUCCUGAACUUCUGCACCACCUUUGUGAGCCACUCAGGGCAGGUGGUGUGUGACUCGCACUCCAUUUGCGUUCACUACGCCACCACCUGGUUCUUUGUGGACCUGGUGGCCGCUCUGCCCUUUGACCUACUGUAUACCUUCAACAUCACAGUGAACCCCUUGAUCCAACUGUUCAAGACUGUACGCCUGCUGCGCCUCCUUCGUCUUCUUCAGAAGUUGGAUCGCUACUCCCAGUACAGCACCAUGGUGCUGACCUUACUAAUGUCUGCGUUUGCCCUGCUGGCACACUGGAUGGCCUGCAUCUGGUAUAUGAUUGGAAUCAUGGAGAUAACGUACUAUGAGACCACGAACAUUGGGUGGCUCCAUGAGCUGGGCAAACGUCUGGAGAAGCCCUACAUCAACAGCACGAUGGGCGGCCCGACAGUAUACAGCUCCUACAUCGCUGCCCUUUACUUUACCCUCAGCAGCCUGACCAGUGUGGGCUUUGGCAAUGUCUGCGCCAACACCGAUGCUGAGAAGAUCUUCUCCAUCUGCGCCAUGCUCGUUGGCGCGCUAAUGUACGCCCUGGUCUUCGGUAACGUGACGGCCAUCAUCCAGCGUCUGUACUCACGACGUUCUAUGUACCACACACGCAUGAAGGACCUGAAGGACUUCAUCCGUGUCAACCGUCUCUCCCAGCAGCUCAAAACAACGAUGCUGGAGUACUUCCAGACCACAUGGUCUGUCAACAAUGGUAUAGAUGCUAACGAGCUCCUACACGACUUCCCUGACGAGCUGGCGCGCGACAUCGCCAUGCAUCUGAGAUAAGGACAUCUCCAGCUGCCGGUCUUUAAGGGGGCCAGUCGUUGCUGCCUGCGCUUGCUCUCCCUCCAUAUACAAAGCUACUUCUGUGUCCAUGGGGAGUACCUCAUCCGUCAAGGCGAUGUGCUGCAUGCCAACUACUUCGUCUGCUCCGGGUCUCUGGAGGUGCUGAAAGACUGCAUGGUGCUGGCAAUAUUAGGAAAAGGGGACCUGAUUGGGUCUGAUCUGCCUAUAACAGACCAGGUGAUCAAGACCAAUGCCGAUGUGAAGGCGCUGACCUACUGUGACCUCCAGUAUAUCAGUGUGCGAGGCCUGGGAGAAGUGCUGGGACUCUACCCUGAGUACGCCAGUGUGUUCACCUCCGACAUCCACAACAACCUCACCUACAACCUGCGGGAGGGCAGUCAGGACGAGGGCCACAGCAGGUUCUCAAGGUCCCCCAGGCUUUCUCACGAACCCAGGCUCUCCUCCAUCGUGGAAACAAAGGGGGAUGACCCUGAUGACACCUUCCACCUCUCUCCAGCGACCCGCUCCCGUCGCAACCUCCUGCUGCCCAGCUUCAGCAGCCCCGUUCGCCGUACCUCCCUGGGAAACCUGCUGGGGGAUGAGCUGCGGCAGUUCAACGCCCUGCGACGCUGCCGUUCACCAAACCUCAGUCGUGGCCUCCACGGGCAGGGCUCGUCCCCUCAGCCACCGUCAAAAAAAGAGCACAGCACCCCUACAGCCACCCCAGCUUCAACAUCUUCAGCCCAGGGAGAGUCAGGGGCUGAGCAAAAGCCUUCAAAGCUGCUUAUCCCAACUGUCACCUGCUUUGGACCCCCAGAUCUUAGUCCCAGGGUUGUAGACGGCAUCGAAGACAAUGGACACACGUUCCAUUUCAACGUGGAGCACAGCAGGCCUAAGGCCAGUACAGGAGGCACCACCCAAGACUCCACACAGGCUAAUGUCACUCUGCUGCUGGAGACGGAGGAGGUCAGACAGAGCAUCAGUCAACUCAACCAAAAGAUGGGCACAUUAAACCAGGAAGUAUCUGAGCUCACCAAGGGCCUGCACCACAUGAUGCACCUCCUCCAGGCCCACGUAUCUGUGCAACACUACAAAGCCUCCCUCCCCUCAUACCCAUAUGGCGUCCAAAUGGUGUCAAGCCCUCCUACAGCCCCCAACACUGGUAUGCCCUUUAACCUAGCUUCAACCUACCACGUCCACAACGAUCCUGGGAGUCAUGAAGGCCACGGCCACCAAAGCAUCCUACCCGCUGGUCACUGGAGCUACAGUGCAGCUGCUGAAACCCAGACAGAGAUCCACCACCGGCCUCAAUCCUCUAGUCCACCUGCUAACUCCUGUCCGACCCUGUCUGUAAACUCUGCACCCAGGUUAGGCCCGUGUCAUGGCUCUGAGAGCGUGACCGCACAUCUGUGGAGCAGCUCGUCUCUACUUAACGUCAGCCCAGGCUUCCAGGGUGGAAGUCCAGGCCUUGCACCUCAUGCUGGACAUGAAGACUCUGACAUCAGACCUCUCAGUGCUAGCCCAACCGCCAUCAGCCAGUCCCAGCCCACUUUGUGCCUGCAGCCUCCCAGCGAUAGUGAUGAAUACUCUUGCCUUUUGUCCAGUGCCCCUACAAGUACGUCCACACACAGCCUGCUGGACUCGCCACCCAGUUCUUACCCUGAGGACAUUUGUGUUCUUAUGUCCACCACAGCAUCUCAUAAUCUGAACCAGGACACCUCCAUCUUCCAAAUCGAGGACUCAAUCCACCCUAUGUCUGCCUCUCCACCCACAUUGACAGGCCAACCUCGCGGAUCCUCCCUGGAUUCGGGAUCACCUCGAUCAGAAGCUCUGGACCCCCACCUUCCACUGGGCGACCCAUCUGCCAUAGAACACACCAGUCUGGAGUGCCUACUGGGAAACGGGGGCUCUAUGGAGAGCAGGGACAGUGAAAGCGCAUCAUCGCGAAGGUCCAGCAUUGGCGUCCAGACUCAGAGCACAGAGCAGUCGUGGUGUCUGGACCUCACAGAUUAAACUGUGCAUGUUUCGGGGGCAGACUCACUGACUCUAGUUAAUAACUCUAGUUAACAACAGAGUUAAUAACUCUAGUUAUUAACUAACAUGCAACUUCUGACAGUAUUUAAAGAGACUCAGCUGGAGAUUGUCAAUGUGUGCUGUAUUUCCCCCUCUUAAGUCCUGGGCUCUCAUAUUUGUCAAACUCCACGCAAUUUUCACCAUUUCUAUGCAAGAGCAUGUAAUUUGUGCAUUAUUUUGGCUUUAUUGAAGUGUGUCUUUUUAAAGAAAAAAAAAAAGUUCCACAUCUGUGGCUUCCAGUAUAUACUGUAUAUUUUUUCCAACAUCCUCAGAGCAAUUUGCAGUGGAUAAUACCUGUUACCUCCUUGCAUGGUAAAGUUGUUUAUUCUUUUUCCUAAGGAAAAGGUUUUCAAAUCAAUGUGUAAGCAUUCUACAUGACAACCUGUUGAUUGUGUACACAGAUACUGUAUUUGUAAGGCAGACAGGUCCGAGUAGCUGGAUGUUUAAAUAUACAGA
Molecule: messenger RNA, 4378 nt
Organism: Morone saxatilis (striped sea-bass)
Lineage: Eukaryota; Metazoa; Chordata; Actinopteri; Moronidae
Gene: kcnh4b
Product: potassium voltage-gated channel, subfamily H (eag-related), member 4b
Biological process (GO): regulation of membrane potential; potassium ion transmembrane transport
Cellular component (GO): membrane
Molecular function (GO): voltage-gated potassium channel activity
Source: RefSeq, a predicted model, not a curated record